This is a messenger RNA of Geodia barretti, 1695 nucleotides long. NCBI's taxonomy places the organism in Eukaryota, Metazoa, Porifera, Demospongiae, Tetractinellida, Geodiidae. The record is from the annotation of a GenBank genome assembly.
GCACCAAUCACUUGUGUAUUAGUUGUCCAUUAUUACCAAGUGCAGCCAUUAUUAUAUAGCCAGGGUUUCAUCUAGAGUUUGGAAUUGGGGGGGGGUACCACUCACUCAUCAGUGCUGCAAGCACAGGAGGUAAUUAAUAGUAGGCAUCAGUUUUUUAUUGUCAAUGUACGUUCCAAAAUCUUUAUGGCGGGAAGUGGUGAAGUUUGGGGGGAAGCUCCCCCCCUGUAGAUGAAACCCUGAUAGCACUUUAGCCAAAUAAUGCCUAUGUAUGUAAACUGAGUGAGAAUCGGCUCGUGUGCAAAUUUCAUAGCAUGGAACAAGUAGCUGGUUACUAUUAAUUGCGGUUACUAAUUUUAGCAUUUUUGCACAGAUAAUUUUUGGCAUAUACUAAUUUUAGCGAUUUUUGUCCCCACAUCAUUUGUGUAUGAAUGUGUGAUGAUGACAACCAAUCAAAUAUUUUAUCUGUAUCCAAUUUCAUCCUUCUUCUCUUGUGCUCCAGCUGACCCAAAGUAGAACCACAAAGCUUUGCAAUUUGUUUCCAGACUCCAGAGUAAAGCUCCAGUAGAGUAAACACGUGAAACUACACGUAGCUUGCGCAACUAACUGUGCGGAAAUUAGCGGAAUGUGCGCGCUAUUGGCACACACAGAUAUUAUAGCCGCAAUUAAUAGUAAUUUACAGCUACUGAUGAGUGCAUACUAAGCUCUUUUGGUGUGGUCCAACUGUUUGUAUGAAGGUAUAUGUAAUAGGCAGUGUUAGCAUAGGCCCAUAGUCACCUAAUGCAUUUUGGUGAGUGGGAGUGAGCCAACUUUUGAAUUGGCAAUGUGUUGAGCACACAGGCACAUGACGGUUGAUUCUUCCAUUUAAGACAAAAUUUUCAGUCGCGAAAUCUGCUGGUCAGCAUUUUGUAUUGCUCGCGUAGCCCUAUAUAGCCCUAGCCCUGUAACCCAUGUUCAUAAUAGAUUGGGUAUAAUAUUCCGUGACUCAAAACUUAGUCUUGAAGUAGCAAAUGUUUUCAUGCAUGCCUUAAGCUGUCUGAUGGAAUGUGGUUUCUCUUCCAUAUUAUGUAUAAUAUAGACACCUGGUAAUGCUACAAUAUUCAUCGUUCGUAAUCCCAUCAAUGCAAUCGUGUCAUUCUGGAAGUGGCAGCUCAUCUAUACAAGGAUGUACAAAACGGAAGAAAAAAUACACGUCGCCAAUCCACCAGUCAGAUACUUCCGUAACAAUCCUAGAUGGAACAAUUCGAUUAGAGGAGAGGUUAAUUAUUGGACAAACCUCAUUAAGGGCACGCUCUCUAAAACCAACAAACCACUUCUGAUUGUGACCUACGAAGACAUUAAGAGCAACACAACCAGAGAGGUGUUUCGAAUGCUAGAUUUUCUAAAUGUGGAGUACUCUGCGGAGGAAAUUAUCGAAAAAUUCAAAGAUGACCAACUAACAAUGUUUAAGAGACCGAAAGCAAGGGAUUUUGAUCCCUACACACCUCCACAGAGGGACAGAGUGAGAACCCGUCUCAAACAGCUCUCGACAUCACUUCACCACAAGACAAUGGUCGAGAUAAUCAAACGCUAUUUAUUAGAACUUUGAUAGACUCUGUUAUGACUUUCAUAGUCACGUAACAGCAUUGUCCUGUUUUGUGUGUCUGCCCGCGGUAGCUCAAACGUCUCUACUAGCAACGUUGUACUUGCACACCUAUU